AUGUUGCUCGUCGAAGGCAAAGAUGAGCAAAUCUUGACCUCUCCCUCCGAUCGAAACUUCAGCAGUUCCCCUGGAUCUCGACUACUACGCCCGGGCCGCAACAAAUCGCCCAACCACACUCCUGUCUCCCCCGCCCUCAUCAAGGGUGAUUUGCACUUCAAUGUCCUACCACCCCUAUCAGCCCGAGCCAUAGCUGAAUGGGGACCAUCGCCGACAGGAACACAUUUCAGUUCCCAAGAUCUUGCUAGUCCACACCAGAACAAUCGGUCAAAAUCAGAUCAUCUAGAACCGUCGCAUGAAGAUAGCACUGUCGCUGAUAUGCCCUCAUCAGCUCCAUCAAGCGCUUUUUUACGCCCCAGCUUCCAUUCCCAGUGCCAGACAUCGGUCACUUCCCCCCCUGCCACACCAUUCACGCCUCUCACGCCCGGACCAUAUAGCUCGCCACAGCACCGCGAAGCCACUCGAGACCAACGCCGCCCAUCUCUCAAACAUCGCAAGGUUCGACAUCGCCCCACCCCACUCCAACUCUCUCCUCAGCCAUUGGAAAUUGGGCAUAAGCAAUCUCAAGAUUUUAGCGGCAUUAAGAAGCUUCACAGCGUGCGUUUUGCUGAUGGUUCUCCCAUGCGUGGUUCAACCUGGCACUUGAAUCAAUACCCCGAGCGACUUGCUUCACCUCCCAUCUCGGCAGCGAACUUGACACUUGCCGAUCUAGUCGAAUUGGAAUCUAUCAAGCAAUCUCUGGGAACUUGGUGUGGUGAAAUGAUGGGCUCUUUUAUUCGUAGCUCCUCGCUCUCGGACUCGCAAGACCAAAUUGAUACUUCGUCAGACGCCUAUUCUCAAUCCGCUGACAUUAUGCGGUCACCGACUCUCAGCGAUGCUGAUUGGAAAGCCCGAUGGCCUAUUUCACCCGCCUUUUCAGAUUGUGACAGCGAGAUUUUUGAAGGCAUGCAUUGA
Molecule: messenger RNA, 954 nt
Organism: Melampsora larici-populina 98AG31
Lineage: Eukaryota; Fungi; Basidiomycota; Pucciniomycetes; Pucciniales; Melampsoraceae
Exons: 3
Coding region: 1-954 (317 amino acids)
Source: RefSeq, a predicted model, not a curated record